Messenger RNA from Striga hermonthica, 446 nucleotides. The record is from the annotation of a GenBank genome assembly. Lineage: Eukaryota; Viridiplantae; Streptophyta; Magnoliopsida; Lamiales; Orobanchaceae.
AUCGUAGGUCACGGCGUCCAUACCUACGCCCGUACAGUUGCUAUUGCUCAAGCAGUCGAUGCCAGUAUCCGACGAGAAGCCACUCAGACACAAGCCCAGCCAGUUGCUCAGCCACCAGCCCAGUCCAAAGUUGCCCAACCAUCAACCAACAAGAAUAAAAGGAAGUUCAAAGGGGGUCCAGACGACCGCAGGAACCGCCAAAGACGGAAAUCAAUACCAGAAUGCCCAACAUGCGGGAAACACCACCGUGGAGAAUGCCUCGUGGGCCAGAACAUUUGUUUUUUUUCCACCAGCCAGGCCAUAUCAGCCCCAACUGUCCAGAACGACUGCAACAACAACCGCAACAACGUCAACCACCACAGCAACUUCAACAACAACAGCCCAGGCAGCAGCCACCACGACCCCAACAACAGCCACGCGGCAGACACCAGGCCCGCGUCUUUGUA